ACAACACAGCUAACACAAGGCCCCGCAGGCAGGACUCUGGGACAGACGCAGGCCAGCUGCCCAGAGCCCAGACCAAGCAUGGACGCCGUGGAUGCCACCAUGGAGAAACUCCGGGCACAGUGCCUGUCCCGCGGGGCCUCGGGCAUCCAGGGCCUGGCCAGGUUUUUCCGCCAACUAGACCGGGACGGGAGCAGAUCCCUGGACGCUGAUGAGUUCCGGCAGGGUCUGGCCAAACUCGGGCUGGUGCUGGACCAGGCGGAGGCAGAGGGUGUGUGCAGGAAGUGGGACCGCAAUGGCAGCGGGACGCUGGAUCUGGAGGAGUUCCUUCGGGCGCUGCGGCCCCCCAUGUCCCAGGCCCGGGAGGCUGUCAUCGCAGCUGCAUUUGCCAAGCUGGACCGCAGUGGGGACGGCGUCGUGACGGUGGACGACCUCCGCGGGGUGUACAGUGGCCGUGCCCACCCCAAGGUGCGCAGUGGGGAGUGGACCGAGGACGAGGUGCUGCGCCGCUUCCUGGACAACUUCGACUCCUCUGAGAAGGACGGGCAGGUCACACUGGCGGAAUUCCAGGACUACUACAGCGGCGUGAGUGCCUCCAUGAACACGGAUGAGGAGUUCGUGGCCAUGAUGACCAGUGCCUGGCAGCUGUGAGCAGCUCCGGCUCAGCCCUGCUGCCCUGGCCUGUCACUCCCCACCCCUGCCGGAGACCUCCCUUCCCUGGGCCCCUUCUCUCCUGGGCAGCCACACCACAGAGCGGGGAGGGGCAGGUGGGGGAAUGGAGGCUGCAGGACUGGCUAGACCAGGUCCCUGCCGGUCCACCAGGCGGAGGUGGGACAAAGGUCCUAACAGGAGUCACUGGCUCAGGACCCCAGGGAGAAACGCUCUCCCCACCCACGCCAUGCUGACCAGAGAUCUUGCAGCCCCUGUGGAUGCCCCCGCCGAGGUCCCCCGAUCCCCGCACCCGGACUGCUGCUCCCUGCCCCUCCCUUGCGGGUCCCCCAGGAAGCCAGGUGACCCCAGGUGGGAGGCUGUGUGUGGAGGCCAUCCUGGAAGGAAGUUUAGACCUGCCCAGGUGUGGAGCGAGGGGCACAGGGGCAUCCUAACCUCAGAAACUGAAAUAAAGCCUUUGAAAAAAAAAUCUGUAAAACAUCAACCCCCAAUCAGAAGAUGGCAAAUGGGGAAUAAAAAUAGCAGGUAACAUGUCCAGCGGGCCCAGUAUCUACAUUCUGGUGAGCGGCCCGAGGCUGGGAGCUCUGGGCGGGGGCAGACCGGCGGGGCCUUGCAGCAGGGGUGGGGGUAAAGUGCGGGUGGUGGUGGAGAGAACAGGGCUGUGGCUGGACCCCAGCACUGGUGACACGCUGGGUGGGAGCAUGAGGCCCCAGGCUGCUGGAGGUCCUCGCCCGGGGAGGUGGAGGCCGUUCCUGGUCAGGGGCUUCCUGAGGCCCCUGGGGCAUGCAGAGGCCAGGGUUUUAGUUAAAAGUUUAAUGUAGUUCCCAAAUACAUUUCAUAUGACAAUCUUACAUAAAUGUUCCAAAACACA
Messenger RNA from Homo sapiens (human), 1537 nucleotides. It is a transcript of the gene CAPS, whose product is annotated as calcyphosine. Gene Ontology annotation, molecular function: calcium ion binding. Gene Ontology annotation, cellular component: cytoplasm. The transcript has 5 exons. NCBI's taxonomy places the organism in Eukaryota, Metazoa, Chordata, Mammalia, Primates, Hominidae. The coding region runs from base 79 to 648 and encodes 189 amino acids. The record is from RefSeq and is marked validated.